Messenger RNA from Parathielavia appendiculata, 6381 nucleotides. RefSeq names its product glutamate synthase. The record is from RefSeq and is a predicted model, not a curated record. The transcript has 8 exons. Lineage: Eukaryota; Fungi; Ascomycota; Sordariomycetes; Sordariales; Chaetomiaceae. Bases 1 to 6381 code for a protein of 2126 amino acids. Gene Ontology annotation, molecular function: iron ion binding; glutamate synthase (NADH) activity; flavin adenine dinucleotide binding.
AUGGGCGUCAUCAAGGUCCCCGAAGAUUUCGAUGAUCGGCAACUACAGCUUGAUGCUGAAGCGGAGCAAUACCAUCCCUAUGAAUACCAAACCGAGAACAAUGAUUCUUGGGCAGGCGCCCUCCCGGUGAAGCAGGGACUUUAUGACCCGUCUCUUGAGAAAGAUGCUUGCGGUGUCGGCUUUGCUUGCCACAUCAAGGGCAAGCCCAGCCAUAAGAUCGUCAGCGAUGCGCGGAACCUUCUUUGCAACAUGACCCAUCGCGGUGCGGUGGGCUCUGACGCGAGGGAUGGCGACGGUGCGGGUGUCAUGACGUCCAUUCCUCACAAGUUCUUUGUCAAGAACUUUGAGCGCGAACAGGGCAUCGUGCUUCCUCCUCCGGGCCAGUAUGCUGUGGGGAAUUUGUUCUUCAAGCCCGAUCAGGAAACGUUGCACGAGUCCAAGCGGCAGUUGGAAGAUAUUGCCGAGUCCUUGGGCUUGAGAGUUCUGGGGUGGCGAGAGCCUCCUGUUGACUCGACGCUCCUCGGUCCUGCCGCUGCUUCUCGGGAACCCACCAUUCUGCAGCCCUUUGUCGUCCUGCAGUCUGCCUACGGCGCGGGCAAUGCUCCCGAGACUACAGACCCGGAGAAGUUUGAUGAGAGGCUCUUUGAGAGGCAGCUCUAUGUUCUCCGAAAGCGGGCCACCAAGACUGUCGGGCUUCAGAAUUGGUUCUACAUCUGCUCCCUCUCCAACAAGAACAUUGUCUACAAGGGGCAGUUGGCGCCGGUUCAGGUCUACCAAUACUACCAUGAUUUGGUGAAUGCCGACUAUGAGGCCCACUUCGCGCUCGUGCACUCGCGCUUCUCCACCAACACAUUCCCCUCCUGGGAUCGUGCCCAGCCGCUGCGGUGGGCGGCUCACAAUGGUGAGAUCAACACGCUGCGCGGCAACAAGAACUGGAUGCGCGCCCGAGAAGGUGUUAUGCAAUCCGACGUCUUCGGUGAGGAGCUCGAGAUGCUCUAUCCCGUUGUUGAGGACGGCGGCUCCGACUCGGCUGCUUUCGACAAUGUGCUGGAAUUGCUCACCAUCAAUGGCGUGCUCUCACUUCCCGAAGCCGUCAUGCUGAUGGUUCCUGAGGCCUGGCAAGGCAACACCUUGAUGGAUCCCAAGAAGGCGGCAUUUUACGAGUGGGCUGCCUGCCAGAUGGAGCCGUGGGACGGCCCGGCUCUGUUCACUUUUGCCGACGGCCGCUUCUGCGGCGCCAACCUCGACCGUAACGGCCUUCGUCCCUGCCGCUUCUAUGUCAUGGACGAUGAUCGCAUCAUUUGCGCUUCCGAGGUCGGCACCAUCCCCGUCGAUCCCGAGAGGAUCGUCCAGAAGGGCCGUCUGCAGCCCGGCCGCAUGUUGCUCGUUGACACGCAGGCUGGUCGCAUCAUCGACGACAGCGAGCUGAAGGCUGCUGUUUCGAGCCGCUAUGACUUCAGGACCUGGCUUGAUGAAAAUCUGAUCACGAUGCCUGCUGUCUUGGAUAAGGUGGCUGAGAACAAGAGUAUCACUCUGGCCGCCAAGCCUGACGAGUACAAGCUACAGGAGGACCCCUUGCUCCAUGCUUUCGGCUAUACCUUUGAACAGGUCAGCUUGCUCCUUGCCCCAAUGGCCUCGGACGAAAAGGAGGCGCUUGGUUCCAUGGGCAAUGAUGCCCCUCUUGCGUGCUUGUCGGACGCUCCCAAGUUGCUCUACGAAUACUUCCGCCAGCUCUUCGCGCAAGUCACCAACCCGCCCAUCGACCCGAUCCGCGAGUCGAUCGUCAUGUCUCUGGAGUGCUAUGUCGGUCCUCAAGGCAACCUCCUCGAGAUGGAUCCGUCCCAGUGUGGCCGGCUGCUCCUGCCUAGCCCCAUCCUGUCCAUUGAGGAGUUCAACGCCAUGAAGAACAUGUCGACUCUCUACCCCGAGUGGACUGUCAAAACCAUCGACCUCACCUUCCCCAAGAAGGAUGGUAUUCAGGGCUACAUCAAGCAUCUCGAUUACAUUUGCGACGAGGCCACUGCCGCCAUCGAGGCACGGGACCGCAUUAUCGUCCUGUCUGACCGCAAUACUUCCAAGGACCGGGUGGCUGUUUCGACCUUGCUUGCCGCCGGCAUGGUGCACCACCACCUUGUCGCCAACAAAUGGCGUUCCAUGGCUGCGCUGGUUGUCGAGACCGCCGAGGCCCGUGAAGUGCAUCACAUGUGCGUCCUUGUUGGCUAUGGCGUGGAUGCCAUCAACCCUUACCUCGCCAUGGAGUGCAUUCUGAAACUCAACCGGGAGAAGCUCAUCAAGAAGAAGCUCUCGGAUGAUGUCCUCAUUCGCAACUACAAGCAUUCGUGCGACGGCGGUAUCCUCAAGGUCAUGAGCAAGAUGGGUAUCUCCACCCUGGCCAGUUACAAGGGUGCCCAGAUUUUUGAGGCUCUCGGUGUUGACGACUCUGUUGUCGAUCGCUGCUUCCGCGGCACCGCCUCCCGAAUCAAGGGUGUCACCUUUGAGCUCAUCGCAGAGGACGCUUUCCGCUUCCACGAGCGCGGCUUCCCUUCGCGCGCGACCGUCGCCGUGCCUGGCCUUCCGGAGUCAGGCGAAUACCACUGGCGUGACGGUGGUGAAGCGCAUGUCAACGACCCGGUGUCAAUUGCCAACAUCCAGGAUGCGGUGCGCAACAAGAAUGACAAGUCGUACGAGGCGUACUCGGUGUCUGAGUACGAGCAGAUUAAGUCCUGCACGCUGCGCGGCAUGCUUGAUUUCAAAUUUGACGAGUGCACGCCCAUUCCGAUCGACCAGGUCGAGCCUUGGACCGAGAUUGUGCGGCGCUUUUGCACCGGCGCCAUGUCAUACGGUUCGAUUUCGAUGGAAUCCCACUCCACCCUGGCUGUGGCCAUGAACCGCCUCGGUGGUAAGUCGAACACCGGUGAAGGUGGUGAAGACCCGGAGCGUUCUCAACGUCUCCCUAACGGCGACACCAUGCGCUCGGCCAUUAAGCAGGUCGCCUCCGGUCGCUUCGGCGUUACUUCUGCCUACCUGGCCGACUCGGACGAGCUCCAGAUUAAGAUGGCCCAGGGCGCUAAGCCCGGCGAGGGCGGUGAGCUUCCCGGCCACAAGGUGUCUAAGUCGAUUGCUCGCACCCGGCAUUCGACCCCUGGUGUCGGGUUGAUCUCGCCCCCACCGCACCACGACAUCUACUCGAUCGAGGACUUGAAGCAGCUCAUCUACGACCUCAAGUGCUCGAGCCCGCGCUCGCGUGUCUCUGUCAAGCUGGUGUCCGAGACCGGUGUCGGUAUCGUCGCCUCGGGUGUCGCCAAGGCCAAGGCCGACCAUAUCCUGAUUUCGGGCCACGACGGUGGUACUGGUGCCUCCCGCUGGACGGGUAUCAAGUACGCCGGUCUGCCGUGGGAGCUGGGUCUGGCUGAGACUCACCAGACCCUGGUGCUCAACGACCUUCGUGGGCGUGUCGUCGUCCAGACGGAUGGCCAGCUCCGGACGGGCCGCGACGUCGCCAUCGCUUGUUUGCUUGGUGCUGAGGAAUGGGGCUUCGCUACGACUCCUUUGAUCGCCAUGGGCUGUAUCAUGAUGCGUAAAUGCCACCUGAACACCUGCCCGGUUGGUAUUGCCACACAAGACCCUGAGCUCCGCAAGAAGUUCACUGGCACGCCUGAGCAUGUCAUCAACUUCUUCUACUAUGUGGCCAAUGAGCUUCGCUCCAUCAUGGCCAGGCUCGGCUUCCGGACUGUCAAUGAGAUGAUCGGCCACGCCGAGGUUCUCAAGCUCCGCGAGGACAUCACGAGCAACAAGAUGAACACCAUUGACUUGUCGCUUAUCCUCACUCCUGCCCACAAGCUUCGCCCGGGUGUCGCCACCUUCAAUGUCCGCAAGCAGGACCACCGCCUGCACGUCCGCCUGGACAACAAGCUGAUCUCUGAGGCCGAGUUGACCCUCGACAAGGGCCUGCCAUCCCGAAUCGAGUGCGAUAUCGUCAAUACUGACCGCGCGAUGGGUACUUCGCUGUCGUACCAGAUUUCGAAGCGCUACGGCGAGGCCGGUCUGCCGAUCGACACCGUCCAUGUCAACAUCAAGGGCUCUGCUGGCCAAUCCUUCGGUGCCUUCCUUGCGCCCGGUGUCACCCUGGAACUUGAGGGCGAUGCCAACGAUUACGUCGGCAAGGGUCUGUCUGGUGGCCGUCUGAUAAUUUACCCUCCGCGGUCGGCGGUUUUCAAGGCCGAGGAGAACAUCCUUAUCGGCAACACCUGCUUGUACGGCGCCACCAGCGGUACUUGCUUCUUCCGCGGCGUUGCUGCGGAGCGCUUCGCUGUGCGUAACUCGGGUGCCACGGCCGUUGUCGAGGGUGUUGGUGAUCACGGUUGCGAGUACAUGACCGGCGGUCGCGUCGUCGUUCUCGGCAGCACCGGCCGCAACUUUGCAGCUGGUAUGUCUGGCGGUAUUGCCUAUGUCCUCGAUGUCCAGCAGGACUUCCUCUCCAAACUCAACUCGGAAAUGGUUGAAGCUGGCCCCGUGGAGGAACCCGAGGAGGUCGCCUACCUCCGUGGCCUCAUUGAGGAUCAUCAUCAUUACACGGGCUCUGAGCUCGCUGCGCGCAUCUUGGUUGACUUCAACCGUGCUCUGCCUCGGUUCGUCAAGGUCCUCCCUGUCGACUACAAGCGAGUCCUCCAAGAGGAGGCUGCCAAGGCGGCCGAGGCCAAGCGGGCAGAGUACAAUGUUCCCAUCGUCUCCGGCCUUGCUCCCAAGAAGGAGGAGAAGGAGAAGAGCACCAAGCUUCAGGACAUUGAGGAAAGUGUUCGGGAUGACGCCGCCGACAAGAAGAAGGCUCUCGUUUUGGACAAGACUCGUGGUUUCAUGAAGUACCACAGGCGGUCCGAGAAAUACCGCAACGCGAAGACGCGGACCAAGGACUGGGCCGAGCUGUCUCAGAGGCUGGACGAGGACGAGCUUAAGUAUCAGUCUGCUCGUUGCAUGGACUGCGGUGUUCCCUUCUGCCAGUCGGACAGCGGCUGCCCCAUCUCGAACAUCAUCCCCAAGUGGAACGAACUGGUCUUCCAGAAUCAGUGGCGCGACGCUCUGAAUCGCCUGCUAAUGACCAACAACUUCCCCGAGUUCACUGGCCGUGUCUGCCCUGCUCCUUGCGAGGGUGCCUGCGUGCUUGGCAUCAACGAGGACCCUGUUGGUAUCAAGUCGAUCGAAUGCGCCAUCAUUGACCGUGGUUUCGAGAUGGGCUGGAUGGUCCCUACUCCGCCCAAGGUGCGCACCGGUAAGAAGGUUGCCGUCAUCGGCUCUGGCCCUGCUGGUCUGGCGGCCGCAGACCAGUUGAACAAGGCCGGCCACCUUGUCACCGUCUAUGAGCGUGCCGACCGUCUCGGCGGUCUGCUCAUGUAUGGUAUCCCCAACAUGAAGCUCGACAAACGUAUCGUAAAGCGUCGGACCGACUUCAUGGCGGCCGAGGGCAUUCAGUUCAAGACGGGCGUCGCCAUUGGCGAGGACAUUAAGCUUAUGGAUCUUAAGGCUGAGAACGACGCCGUCAUCAUCGCGACAGGCGCCACCGUUGCCCGUGACCUUCCCAUUCCGGGCCGGAACCUCGAGGGCAUCCACUUCGCCAUGGAGUUCCUGCACAAGAACACCAAGUCGCUCCUCGAUUCGGAGCUGGCCGAUGGGUCGUACAUCUCGGCCAAGGACAAGCACGUGGUCGUCAUUGGCGGUGGCGAUACCGGCAACGACUGCAUCGGCACGUCGGUGCGGCACGGGGCCAAGUCGGUCAUCAACUUUGAACUGCUCCCGCAGCCGCCGCCGGAGCGGGCGCGCGAUAACCCGUGGCCGCAGUGGCCGCGCAUCUACCGGGUAGACUACGGUCACACCGAGGUGCGGCAACACAUGGGCAAGGACCCGCGUGAGUACUGCAUCAUGUCCGAGUCGUUUGUCGACGACGGCGCGGGCAAGGUCAAGGGCAUCAACACCGUGCGUGUCGAGUGGACCCGGUCGGCCUCGGGCGGCUGGGACAUGAAGAAAAUUGAGGGCUCGGAGCAGUUCUUCCCCGCCGAUCUGGUGCUGCUGUCGAUGGGUUUCCUGGGCCCCGAGGGCCGCGUGCUGGGCGACGAGAUCGAGAAGGACGCGCGCAAGAAUGUCAAGACAGCGCCUGGGCAUUAUGCGACGAAUGUCGAGGGCAUCUUUGCCGCGGGUGACUGCCGCAGGGGACAGUCGUUGAUUGUUUGGGGCAUCAACGAAGGUCGCCAGGCUGCGCGCGAGGUGGAUCUCUACCUCGAGAAGUGUACCAACCUGCCUGUUACCGGCGGUAUUGUCAAGCGCACCGCCGGGGAGGUCUUUGCUGCUGCCGCGGCUCCGGCGGCGCCGGUAGAGCCAGUUGCUGCUUGA